AUGACAGAGGGCUCGCAAUGCUACAAAGAGAGCACGAAGGUGUCAGGUUGCCCCGCGUGUCAGCCCCCUCUCAACUCGUUGGCCUCCACUUUGCCCCACGCGCACUGCUCCCACUCACGCCUGGUCUGCCGCAUCUCUAACAAACCGCUCAACGAACACAACCACCCCAUGGUGCUGCCCAACGGACAGGUGUACGGCGAAAAGGCCCUCAAAGAGAUGAUGAAGGAACAAGGCUCAAUUAUUUGCCCGAAAACGAAGGAGGUGUUCUGCAUGAAGCGUGUCGAGAAGGUGUAUGUUAUGUAG
Messenger RNA from Pieris macdunnoughi, 303 nucleotides. NCBI's taxonomy places the organism in Eukaryota, Metazoa, Arthropoda, Insecta, Lepidoptera, Pieridae. The record is from the annotation of a GenBank genome assembly.